GGCUCCGGAAGCUGCAGGCACUGGUCAACCGGACAGACACAACGCGGUUCUGAGGCCUUUUUGCCUCCGUCCCAUAUCCUUUUAAAUGUGAGCCGGCUGUCUUGGGCGACAGGCAACUGCAAACGUGCCUGUUGAGUUUUCCAUUCCAUCCCCAUUCCCACCAUGGCCGGCAAAGAGGGAGACCGCCCGAACUCUGCCUUCCCACGCGAGCAGUUGAACAAGGACCUCCAAAAGCUGGUCGACAAGCAAGAUGACUGGAUGGAUAGCUUUUACGAAGGAGAAGGGCCCGACACGACCGAAACGAGCAUGCGAUACGCCGCAUAUGCAAACCGGCUGCGCACCAUCAUGUUGAGCGCCCAUCGAUAUGUUGCGUACACCUCAGACAUUGGCGAGUCCUUCCGUCCAGUCGCGCACCCCAUACUCGUUAGAAGCGCGUACGCGGUCUCAUGGGCAUAUGUGCUGGGUGACGUUGGGCAUGAGGGGUGGAAGGCAUAUAAGAGGAAUCAGAAGCUGCUACAUCCUCAAGCAGAAGAGGACUCCGACGAAAAACCGAAGGAACCCAUGGGCAAGGUCGAUGCUGAUACACCGCAACAUCCUGUCCACAUCCCUGCGAUUGAAGACUAUCGGGCCGUGAUGGCUCAGCGAGCCGUUUUCCAGAGUCUGGCGUCGAUGGGAUUACCGGCGUUUACGAUUCACUCGAUCGUGAAGUAUUCUGGGAAAGCACUUAAGAGUGCAGCAAAUCCUGCCAUAAGAACCUGGGCCCCGAUUGGACUCGGCCUCGCAGUGGUUCCGGCAUUGCCAUAUCUCUUUGACAAACCUGUGGAGGAGGCUGUCGAGUGGACCUUCUACCAAGCGUUCCGGUCCAUUGGCGGAGAAAACGCAGUCGGCAACAGACACAGUACAGGUAGAAAGGAAGCCUUGCAAGCUGAAGCAAAGAUCCUCAAGGAAAAGAAGGACUUAUGAAGGCGCACCCCAGAUUCAUUGGGAGGAGUUCUCUGGUCAUAAAAGGCCCUUGUACACACUCGACUUUGCCUUGGAUAUAAACUAUUUCCACUCGAUUUGUCCACCCUCGUAUGGCAUGAAGCUGCCGAGGGUUGUUGCGAAAGCACUAUGGAUCGUCUACAAGCCGGCUGACGAGGAGGUCAAACGGGUGCGAAGUCUAGCCCGCAUAUCUGGCGGGAAAUAUAUUUCUACUCAGCCUGACAGUGGCGUUCAAUUCCUACAUUCUUCUACUAGGUACUGA
This is a messenger RNA of Cladophialophora immunda, 1243 nucleotides long. RefSeq lists its product as uncharacterized. Gene Ontology annotation, biological process: mitochondrial fission. The transcript has 2 exons. The coding region runs from base 163 to 963 and encodes 266 amino acids. Gene Ontology annotation, cellular component: mitochondrion. NCBI's taxonomy places the organism in Eukaryota, Fungi, Ascomycota, Eurotiomycetes, Chaetothyriales, Herpotrichiellaceae. The record is from RefSeq and is a predicted model, not a curated record.